UUUUACUGCUUCAAUUUGAUCAGAUAUUUGAAAAUUUGAAUAACGUUUGGAUUAUUUUUUUGAUGGUAUAAUGAUGUUGUUUGUAUUGGUCAGAUGAUUACGAUGACACCUUCAGAUUCUCUAGAUAUAAUAAGGACUCUGCGAAUGGCUGGGUAUGCAUUGAUUAUCUUAGGAACAGCACAACAUCAGUGGUUUAACUUUAUGGGGAGAGUAUUACCAAAGAGAGAUGUUGUUUCUACCUUGAAGAAAUUGUUGCUAGGGAAUUUCGUUUAUGGGCCUGUCAUUAAUUCUGCUUUCUUCUCUUUCAAUGCAGCUCUACAAGGUGAAAAUGGAGAGGAAAUUGCUGCAAGAUUGAAACGAGACCUGAUCCCGACAAUGACUAAUGGACUUAUGUACUGGCCAUUGUGUGAUUUCUUGACAUAUAAAGUAGUCCCUGUCCAUUUGCAGCCAUUGGUUAAUAGUUCAUUUUCAUAUGCAUGGACUAUAUAUUUGACAUACGUUGCAAAUUUGAAGAAAGUUUCUGAUUAAUUUUCACG
Molecule: messenger RNA, 536 nt
Organism: Solanum tuberosum (potato)
Lineage: Eukaryota; Viridiplantae; Streptophyta; Magnoliopsida; Solanales; Solanaceae
Product: protein Mpv17-like
Exons: 3
Coding region: 94-528 (144 amino acids)
Cellular component (GO): membrane; cytoplasm
Source: RefSeq, a predicted model, not a curated record